Capra hircus (goat) is the source of this 2870-nucleotide messenger RNA. RefSeq names its product zinc finger protein 331-like. The record is from RefSeq and is a predicted model, not a curated record. Lineage: Eukaryota; Metazoa; Chordata; Mammalia; Artiodactyla; Bovidae. Gene Ontology annotation, biological process: regulation of DNA-templated transcription.
UCUCCCCUUUCGUCGCCUCUCGUUGGCCGCGGCGUAGCGCAUUCACCUUCCUCUGUACCGGAUCUUCCGCCCGCGUGCGCAGCCCUGCAGACGCGGAAUAGAGUUUAAAUGAGCGACAGAGUCUUCUGGGGUCACUUACCAAGACUAAUCUUAACGUGAGAAGGAACCCCAGAGGAAGAGGAAAGCAAGGAGUCAGAAAUGACUCAUGCCGAGGGAUGCCUGACGUUCCAGGAUGUGGCCAUAGACUUCACUCAAGAGGAGUGGGAAUGCCUGGACCUCAGUCAGCGGGAAUUGUACAGGGACGUGAUGUUAGAGAAUUACGGGAACCUGGCCUCCUUGGGGCUUAUCUCUAUGCUGGACCUGGUCACCUUUCCGGAGCAAUUGAAGGAUCCCAGGAAUAUAAGGAGAAUGGAGACAACAGCCAUUUACCCAGCUAUGUCUCCACAGGACACCCAGAAUUUGAUGCCAAAGAAUCCAGCGUUAGAAGAAGUAUUCCCAAAAGGAAACCUAGGAAUAUAUCAAAUAUUUCACCUCAGAAACUUAAAUUUAAUGAAAGAUCGGGGAUAUACGAGGGUAAAUGAAAAACAGAGAGGAUGUUUCUAUGGACAUAAAGAAAUGGAGACAGUGACACAUAAUGCUAACAUUACUGGCAAAAGAAAUGAGCAGCAUGAGUCAGAUUGGGAAAAACACCAACUUCAGUCUUCAACAUCUGCUGAGAAGUGUAAGUGUUUAAGAAAAGAUUUCCAUCCUUUUUUGAAACAUACAUGUUCUCUAAAAGAAAACGUGGAAAAUCUGGAAGAUAAUCUAGUCUCUACUGCAAAUACUCAUUCUGAACAAAGGCUUCGACUAAACAUACAUUCAAGCGUGUCUGAACACCUACAAUUUAACAAUGAGUGUGAAAACUCACAAUCUAAUCAAUUUGAGGGAUCCGUGAGCAGGGUGUCAUUAUUCUUUCCCCAAGAGAUAUUUUCUCUCCAUUCCAAGAUGUAUAAUGUUGAUGAUAAUGGAAGAGAUGCAAUCCAACCAUCAUUGUUCAAUACAUAUCGUGAUAUGGUUAAUACACAACAACUUUCCAUAUAUAAUAAAAUGAGUCUGACCUUAAGUAAGAGCUCCAGCUCCAAUAAUUACAAGAAUAUUUAUGGUGGACUGAGAAGAUAUUCAGGCAAUGAAACUAGGUAUACAGUUGAAGGAGACUCAAACCUUAUGAAACAUCAGGGACCCGAAUCCUCAAACAAGGAUUCUAAAAGCAAUAAAUGUAGAAAUACCUUUGAUCAAAUGUCAGGUUUUUCUCUAGAUAAGAGUAUUUGUACUGGAGAGAGGACUUGUAGUGAAUAUAGUAAGGUUUCUAAUCACUGUUCAGACCUUAGUCAACAGGACACUGUUCAGAAUCCCCAGAAAGAAAACAAGUGUAAGAUACGUGAGAAAGUAUUUAGUAAGUCAUCCAGUCUAAGUAGACAUAGGAAACUUCAUACAAGAAGGAAACCUGUCAAGUGUACAGAAUGUAGCAAAGCAUUUAACUGUCACUCACUUCUUACUCGACAUCAGCGAAUUCAUGCUGGAGAGAAACCUUAUAAAUGUGCAGAAUGUAGCAAAGCCUUUACUUACAACUCAGAACUUAUUGAACAUCAGCGAAUUCAUACUGGAGAGAAACCUUAUAUAUGUAAAGAAUGUAACAAAGCCUUUCGUUGUUCCUUUUUUCUUACUCGACAUCAGCGAAUUCAUGCUGGAGAGAAACCUUAUAAAUGUACAGAAUGUAGCAAAGCCUUUACUUACAACUCAGAACUUAUUGAGCAUCAGCGAAUUCAUACUGGAGAGAAACCUUACAUAUGUAAAGAAUGUAACAAAGCCUUUCGUUGUUCCUCAUUUCUUCGUCGACAUCAGCGAAUUCACACUGGAGAGAAACCUUACAAAUGUACAAUAUGUGGCAAAGCCUUUACUUACAACUCAUAUCUUACUCAACAUCGGCGAAUUCAUACAGGAGAGAAACCUUAUAAAUGUACAGAAUGUAGCGAAGCCUUUAUCAGUUCCUCAUAUCUAACCCAUCAUCAGCGAAUCCAUACUGGAGAGAAGCCUUAUAUAUGUAAAGAAUGUAACAAAGCCUUUCAUCGUUGUGCAGCUCUUACUCGACAUCAUCGAAUCCAUACUGGGGAAAAACCAUACAAAUGUAAAGAAUGCGGCAAAGCCUUUAUUAGGAGUUCGACCCUUACUCAACAUCACCGAAUUCAUACCGGGGAUAGACGUUAUAAAUGUGCAGAAUGUGGCAAGGCCUUUAUGAAGUGUUCUCAUCUUAAUUAUCAUCGGCGCACGCAUACUGGAGAGAGACCAUAUAAAUGUACUGAAUGUGGCAAAGCCUUUUAUCAGAACUCAUGUCUUACUCAGCAUCGCCGAAUACAUACUGGAGAGAGACCUUAUGAAUGUACUGAAUGUGGCAAAGCCUUUGGUCGGAGUGCUUAUCUCACUAAAUCUGAGAACACACACUGGAGAGAAACUCUAGUAAUGGAACAGUGAUAGCAGAGGUUUGCCCUAAACAUGGAUCAGAAAACACAAGAGCUUAUACAAAAAAACAAUGGAAAUGAUGUAACCAAUAUGUAUCUAAUCAAGUAUUUAAUCAAAAGUUAAAUCAAAAUAAAUAUCAGAGAUUGCAUACUAGAAGGCAUUUCAUCAAUCUUGUUUUCAGAAGUUUCUCUAAAGGAGAAUGACUGUAGGGAAUACUCCAUAGAUAAAACACAUAGAAAAUGGAUAUAUUAGCAUGAAUCAUGAGAUGAAGGUUGAUGGUUAGAAAGUUACAAUUCUUAGCAAUGUAUGUAUGCUUGUUAAUAAUGACGUGAUUUGAGAUUAUUGGAAAUAAAUGUAAUUCAUCACUCAAAUAA